Xyrauchen texanus (razorback sucker) is the source of this 12652-nucleotide messenger RNA. Its product is annotated as xin actin-binding repeat-containing protein 2-like. Gene Ontology annotation, cellular component: focal adhesion; stress fiber. Gene Ontology annotation, molecular function: actin filament binding. Gene Ontology annotation, biological process: actin cytoskeleton organization; actin filament organization. Lineage: Eukaryota; Metazoa; Chordata; Actinopteri; Cypriniformes; Catostomidae. The record is from RefSeq and is a predicted model, not a curated record.
UGCUGGAGCUGGUCUCCACCAAUCUCAGGAGAACACCUGCAGGACAGGCACUAAACUACAGGCCCAUCUGUGGAUCUCUAACCCUCUGCUUCUUGGCUGCAGGCAGCGUUGUAAUAUCCAAGGCAGGGCUUGACGACAGUCAGACGAGCCCGGCUCAUACUGAACCUGUCCCCCUGCAGAACCGCAUGGCGAUGUACCAGGCAGCGGUCUCCAAACAGGACAGACCAGACAUCUCCAGUGGGGUCAUGGAAGAAGCUGAGGUUUGCUCUUUGCCUGGGGGUCUUGCCAGCGUCCGUAGACAGUUUGAGAGUGAAGAGAUGUCCUCUGCUCACACAGUCACCGAGUUUCACCUCACACACAGAUCUGUGCAGGAGGUGUCAAAUUCAUCAGCGAUGAGUGUGGUGAGCAGCAGCGGGGGUCGACACGUCUCACAGCAGGUCUUCCUCCAGGAUGAAAAGACUGUAUGUGAUCACCAGCAGGGUGUUUCCAGUUAUGAAAAUCAUCACAAUGAAACUGAGGGGGAAGAGUACUUUCCACGACUCUCAACUAAAGAACUGGCACAGAUUUUUGAAAAAACUAUUGAGGAAGCAGCCCCAAGCAAGAAAAUGAAGAUUGAACGUAACAUCAGCCACCCACAGCUGGCAUCAGAUGUAAAUGUAUCCCAUCAAGCUUUGCAUAGCGAGAUAUCGAAAACUUUGAACAGUGUUGACAAAGACAAAGCGGAGGAGGCUGAAGCAAGCCCUUUGCCUGCUUUUGAUGAUGAUGAAGAUGAUUAUCUGGAAUAUCUGCCACCACCCCCACCAGACUUACUAGAUGAAUUCUCAGAAGAAGCAGAGGACUUCCCAGAACCCCCAAUUUACCCAGUGAAGCACACAAUGAACCAAGAGCAAUACUAUAGACAAAGAGAACUAUCAGAGCUCAAACGACUCUGCAAACACAUUCACCCGGAUGUCAGGAAAGACUUAGAAAGAGAAUUCUAUAACGACGAGAUGGAUGCAGAAAUCGAAGCUGUAGGAGAUGUUCAGGAGGCAGCAUACCAGUUUGAACAGACUGGUAGCGUUUCAAAUGAAAGCCCAGAAUACUUGGAGUGGGAUGAGAUUCAAAGAGGUGAGGUGCAGUCCAUGCGCUGGAUGUUUGAGAACAAACCUUUGGACUGUAUUAAGGAUGACUAUGUAGAUAAUGAAGAGGACAUCAAGGUUCAACAGGAAAUCAUUGCAGGGGGUGAUGUGAAGAACACUGCUUUGAUGUUCGAGACACAGCCCAUGGAUGCACUGGGGCUGGAUCGUGAUUCAGCUAAACACAACUAUUUAGUGAAUAAAGUCAGAAAGAGAGAUGUUCGUGCGGCAGCCUGGUUGUUUGAAACAAAGCCAAUGGAUAAGUUGAAUAAAAUUCAUGCUGACGAAGAGCAAACCAAAGAAGUCAUCUUCACGCAAGAGGCAACCGGAGGGGAUGUGAAGUCUGUGAGGCACAUGUUCGAAAACCAGGAGAUGGACUCUCUUGGCGACACUGAAACUAUGGACGAGAAGCAACUUCUAAGUCUCAAGUCUGUGCUGGAGGAGAUCAAAUCAGAAGUAAAGAAGGUUAUAUGGAUGUUUGAGACUCAAUGCAUUUGUGUAAUGAGGGAGCACUCGGGUGCGAUGCUUCUUAUUAAAUCUGUCCGAAGAGAGGAAACAGAAAAAGGUAACAUCAAAACAUUAAGGUGGCUUUUCGAGACCCAGCCUUUGGAUGAGAUUGAAGAGGACCUUUCUCAGGUUCGGCUCAUUUCCAGCAUUACCAUGGAGGACAACAAGCUGGGUGAUGCAAAAAGGGGAAGAUGGCUGUUUGAGACAAAGAGUCUUGACUCCAUAAAUGCACAGUGGGAAAGACUGCAAAAGCAGCAGAAAGAAGAGAUUCUUGGGACAGAUGUACGCAAACACUGCAUGGUAUUCGAGACUCAACCGAUGGACUCGCUGAAAGACAAUUCCAACUCUAGGCCUGUCACCACAGAGCAGAUUAUUGGAGGCAACGUUCGCUCUGUUAAAAACAUGUUCGAAAGUUCUCCACCGAGUGAGCUAAAAGAACUGCCAGAAGUGGGAAAAUUAAAUAAAAAGGUUGAAUUUGAGGAAGGAAAAUGUGACGUUAGACACCAGAGAUGGUUAUUUGAGAAUAAGCCUUUGGAGAACAUCAAAGAUGAGGAAGAUGAGGUAUGCCGACUUAAGGAAACUGUAGCAACUAAUGAAGAAAGAGGUGAUGUCAGACAUCAAAAAUGGCUGUUUGAGAACCAAUGUUUGGAAGAUAUUAGAGAGGAAAAGAGAGAGUUUACAAAAACAAUCGAAAAUGAACAAAUAGAUACAAAUUACAGGGUUGAUGUCCGGCAAAAUUGUUGGGUGUUUGAGACGCAGCCAAUGAACACGUUAAAGGAUGAUUCAAAUGCCAAACCGGUAGACACAGAGGAAAUUAUAGGUGGUGAUGUUCAAUCAGCCAGAAACUUUUUUGAAACUGCUCCAAAAGAUGAGACGAAAGAGCUUGCAGAGGUGGGGAAACUCAAACGAAUGGUGACAUCUGAGGAGAGGGGCGACGUUAGACACCAGAAAUGGGUGUUUGAGAGCCAACCUCUCGAGCAGAUCAGAGAGGAAAAAAAGGAAAUGACACGAAUGGUGAAUGUGGAGGAUAUUGAAAAUGUUGAUGUUAGCAACUGCAAGAAAAUCUUUGAGACUUACGACUUAAGCCAAUAUGAUGAAAGUCAAAAGAUUCAAGUUGAGGGUGUCACCUCCGGAUCUGUGCGAUCCAAUAAAGAUCUGUUUGAGUCAAUGCCUUUAUAUGCCAUACAAGACAGCUUGGGGCAUUAUCACGAGAUCAGAACCGUACGACGAGAAGAAAUCGUCAAAGGAGAUGUCAGAAGCUGCCAAUGGAUGUUUGAAACUCGCCCUAUUGACCAAUUUGACGAGAGUGUCACCAAAUUCCAAAUCAUCAAGGGCAUAACUCAACAAGAGGUUGAAUCUGGGGAUGUUAAGACAGCAAAAUGGCUUUUUGAAACCCAGCCGCUCGAUGCUAUUAAGUAUUUUAGCAAUAUCGAAGAUGAGGAGUGUGUUACUAGGGAAACGACAGAAAUAGUGAAAGGUGAUGUUAAAAAUUGUAAGUGGCUUUUUGAGACCAAACCUAUGGAUACGCUUUAUGAAAAAGAAGAGUUCAAAAGUGAAAAAGUGUGUGGCGACAUUCAGAAAGGUGACGUGAAGACAUGCACUUGGCUUUUUGAAACUCAAACUCUUGAUGCCGCACAGGAUAAUUCAGAGACAGUGUUGAAAACUCGCACUGUGAAACAAGAUGACAUUCAAGGAAAAGAUGUACGUAUGGCAUGCUUCCUGUUUGAGACUGAAAACUUGCAGGACAUUACUGAUGAAGACAGGGAAGCCUUCAAGAGAGUGACUGAGAUAGACAUUCAGUCUGGGGACGUGUCUCGGAUGAAAUACAUUUUUGAGACCCAAUCAUCAGAUGUGAUAAGCUCAACCUCUGAGGACUUCAUGAGACAGCAAAGGAGUGUUCAAGCUGAGGAUAUUCAGAAAGGAAAUGUUGGAAACCACAAAUGGCUGUUUGAAAACCAGCCCAUAGAUGCAAUCUCCGAGACCCCUGGUGAGCUGAAAACAACCCGCACCAUACAAGACAUUCAGGGAGGCAAUGUAGAUAAAGGCAGAUUCAUUUUCGAGACCUACUCAUUAGAUAAGAUUCAAGACGAGCCUAUAAAAUUCCAGAAAGUCACCCGAGACGAGGAGGAGAAAGGAGAUGUGAAAAGCUAUGCCAUGAUGUUUGAGACUCAGCCUCUUUACGCCAUCCAGGACAAAGAAGGCUAUUAUCACGAAGUGACCACACUUACAAAAGAGGAAAUACAAAGAAGUGAUGUGGUGGGAACCCGCUGGCUGUUCGAAACAAAGCCUCUGGACUCAAUUAGAGACUCAGAUGAGGUCUACCUCUUAAAAUCUGUUACAGAGGAAGACAUCCACAAAGGUGACGUCAGCUCAGCGAGGUGGCGGUUUGAAACCCAACCCCUGGAUAGGAUCGCAGAGGAUGACAAAAUGUCAAUCAAAACUGUCAUAGACAUUAAAGGAGGGGAUGUUAAGACAAACAAAGAGCGCUUCGAGUCUGAUACAAUGUCUCAGAAGUUGGUGCGUACUGUUAGCAUGAGUGAGAUUAAUAAAGGGAAUGUUAGGACAGCAAAAUGGAUGUUUGAAACUCACACAGUUGAUCAAAUCAACUGUGAAAGUUCAGAGGAUGAAAUGAAUACAGUUGUUAUGGAGGAAGAGCUGAAGGGGGACGUCAAACAGUCUGUUUGGCUGUUUGAGAAGAAUCCUCUCGAUCAAAUUAAAGAGAGUGAGGACACUAAACAGGUGGAGCAUGAAGAGAUCCCCAGAGUGGAUGUAAAAAUGACAACAUGGCUUUUCGAAACCACUCCAUUCCCUGAUUUCAAUGAGAGCAGUUUGGAGAAAAAUGAGAUUGUUGGUAAAAGUGUCAAAGCAACCCUCGAUGAACUAUUCGCUCAGAAAAUGGUAGACUCAAAAGGCAUUAUUAUUGAGGCAGAUGAAAUUGGAGAUGUUCGCAUGGCUAAGUACAAUCUAAUGAAUAAAGAGGCUCCUCAGAUCCAGAAAGAGGAAAUCAUCAAAAGUGAUCUACAAAAUAUCAUGAUGAAUCUCCUUAACAGACAGGAGAAAAAUGAGAGGGCAAUCAUUAUAAAUGCAGAGGAGAGAGGGGACAUCAGUGGCACAGUGCAACAGCUGCUCCACCAGCACAGUGGCACCACUGUGGAGAAAGAGGAGAUAAUAAGAGGUGACAUUGAGGAAGCCAUAAACAACCUAUUCAAAGAGGAGAGCAAUGGAAAACGGGGUAUUCUCAUUCAGGAAGAUGAAAUGGGGGAUAUUCAUAUGACCAUUUACUCUUUAUUUAAUACACAUGAAGAAUCAACCACUUUGAAAGAAAAUAUAGUCGGAGGUAAUGUGAAAGGGUGCCUAGAGCGACUUUACAAUCCAGACACAGAGGAGAUUGAGAGAAUUAAAGUGGAUGAAGCAGAAAGGGGAAAGGUGAGGUUUUAUUCUACGUGUAUCGAAUCAGGUGCACUGGAUUACCUCAGAAAGCUGCAGGUAGGACCAGAUGAGACUGAGCCAGGUAAAAUUGAAAAAGAGGAAAUCAUUGGCUGUGAUAUUGAAGGGACAAAACUCAGCCUGACACGUAAUCAGACACAAAUCGGUCGCCUGGUAGACAGGGAAGUUAUAGUCCCAGGCGAUGUUCAUAACACUGUCAAGGUUUUCAUGACGGAGCCUCCAGUCUCAUUUGAGCAUUUACAGAGAGAAGAAAUAAUAAGAGGGGACUUACAAGCAGCUAUGAACUCACUGACACAAUCCAUAAACCAGACGGUUGUUCUGGAGAAAGAAGAAUUGGUUAGAGGUGAUCUAACUACAACCCUUAAGUCUCUUGAGGAGGCCCAAAAUCAGAUGAGAGAGGUAGAGAAACAAGAAAUCAUUCCUGGUAACAUCAAAGGAGCACUGAAGUCACUCAAAGACUCUGCUUCCACCAAGGUGGAAAUAGUCUUAGAAGAUUUAGUGCCAGGUGACAUCAAAGGUAUGUUAAAAUCACUAGAGGUGGCCAGACAUGCCGUGAAAGAGGUAGAGAAAGAGACAGUUGUUAAGGGUGAUGUUCACACAGCAAUACAGAGUCUGCAAGAAGCUUCUAAUGAGAUAAAGGCUUACCAGCAGGAUAUUGAUGUCCAGGGAGAUGUGAAAGGAAAGAUUCAACUCUUACUCGAGCCUCCUCAAUCCCCCAGAAUGCAACGUAGGGGAAGCACAGAGGGUGAUGUGAAGCUUUCCAUAAAAGCCCUCUAUGAGACACAAGAGCAAAUGCAAUCGGAGAAAGAGGAGAUGAUAAAGGGGGAUGUAAAGGGCACUAUAAAAUCCUUAAUGGAAACAGCACAGAGAGCAAGUCCAACAAUUCCCCGCAGGAAGCCGAUAAGAAAGGUCAAAGUGCCUGUCAAAACCCUGUCUCCAUCUGUAAAUGAGAUCCAGACACAUAGGGCCACCCCUGCAGUUAAAAACCUUGAUAUAAGCUGUGAAUCACAGAUGAACACUCAAGAGCAUACGACUGCCAAAUCAAUGCACAACAGAUAUUCAUCUCAAGAGAGUCAAACCACAACACACAGCCAGGAGACAAAUACCACUGUGUUGGAACAAAAAACGAUAGUUCAAACACACGCUGUCAAAACUUUAAAGACGGACUUCCGUAACCUCAAAAGUAGUCGUAAGGGUUUAAUCAGACUGGAUAAAGCAAAAGAAAAGCAACAACAAAUUUGCACACCACCAUCUGAGCCCGAACCCCCGCCUCCCCCUCCCUCACCCCCUCUUGAUUAUGAUAGCAUCUCAUUCCCCACUCCUCCUCCAAGCAUCAGAGGUGAUCAUGAUCUUCCUACUCCGCCUCCUCCUGUAAUUUGUUAUCCAGCAAAGUCUGAACUUGACCCUUUACCUCCUCCACCAACCCCACCUCCUCCUCCUUUGCCCACAGCAGAGCAAGAUAUCCUCCCUCCCCCUCCCACUGAGCAGGAGCUAGACUUCCUCCCACCACCCAGCAUAACACUAUCCAAACCCACUAAAAUGACUGUCAAACCCAUCAGAAUGCCAACCUUGUGCAAAGUGCCCAAGCUUGAGCCUGCUAUUUCAUUUGACAAAAUGGACAUUCAGGCUACACAAAAGACCAAGAGUGGUGAAAUUGUGAAAAACGCCAUCGGAGUAUUAACUCAAAGCAACACCUCAUCAAUCAAGUCCACACUGAUCUCCUCUGAAUUUCAGUCAGCUUUUACAAAGCAGCCACCAGAGUCUCCACGGCCUCCCAAGAAAAUUUUCGCCCCCUUGAGACUCACCCCUCCCGCCUCUCCCCCACCAAGCAUAUCGCCCACAAGCAAGUUCAAAACCCAAUUAAUACAAGCCGAGCACAAAUACAGACAGCAGAGGGAAGGGAGCUGCACACCACCGCGCUCCCCGGCUUUUGAAAUUCACAUGCACGAGUCUGUGAGCGCAGCCCUUGAAAUGCUUUCUUCUGAGAGCACAGACACAGUGCAAUCAGAGGCAAGCAUAUCAUUUGAUUUCACUCAAGAGAGAGCUCAAAAGAGUGUGACCAAAUCUGAAUCAGCCACAGAUUCAUCCAAGCACCCACAUCUCUCAGAUGCCCCCCCAAGCAAGGCUUUGAUCGCUGCUGCAAAUGAGAAAUCUCCUUCACAAUCUCCUGUUAUUUCCUCAGAUAAAAAGAACAUUAUCUCUAAUCAGCCAUCGCAAGGCUCUUCAGGUCAGCAGCAGACCACCUCCACUUCAACUAAGAAGAAAAAGAAGAGAUCCAUGGCAACAAAUAUACAACAGGUGACAUCUGUUACUCAAACAAGGACAGUUAUUAACAAUACAACACAAUCAUCUGAAGGAGUAAAAAACGACAAGCCUCAAACUAAAAAUGUGUCUGUGCAGGGUGCCACUGAGACCAAGAAUGUUGGAAAUUUUUUUACAAGCAGCACUCAAAAUGAAGAUGGAUCCAUGUCUGGAGAAAAAACAGAGGAGAGCAUGCCGAACACAAAUCAAGAAAAGACUAACAGUCAAAAGGCUAAGAAAGUUAGUAACAGUGCUAAGCUGGAGAGUUUGGUGAAAACAACAGUGGAACAGUCACAGAGUGUGAAAGUUAUAAAUUACAAUGAGAGGAAAGAAAUUGAGGGUAAAGUGGAAAAGGAGGCUAAAGAGAAACCUGGCGAGGAGCCCCCCGCCACUCCAAAAAAGAAAAGGAGGGGUAAAAAUAAGAAAGACAGGGAGGUGGCUCAGCGAGUACAAAGUAGCACCGUCAGUGUAGCAUCCACCUCACCCACAGAGGCCAAGCCUGCUGAGCCAAAAUGCCCAGUAUUAUCAUCCAAUAAAAAUCAAGAGGAAGUCUCGGUUAUGCAAACACAGCAGAACUUUCGAGGGGAACACACAGAGGUUUACAAGGAGGUCAUCAUUACUGAGAGUACAGUCAAGCAGCAGAGUUUCCAUGAGAAGGGCAGAGCUGUGAAACUUCAAAAUCAGGACAAUGACAAACAGCAGAUUCCAGAGGAAUUGAAAGAUAAAAGCCGAAAUAUUCCAGUAAAAAUGGCAGGAAAUUCUGCACAAAGGGAGCCUGCUGAGUCCUCGGCGGAGAGCGUUGGCGCACCGUUAAGGCAUGCUGAAGCUCAAAAGAUGUUGUCUCGUAUCACAGACUUACAGGGUGCUGAAAAAAUUGACUUUAAGUAUGUGAAGGCUUUUCUUACUGAAAUGCCAGCCUGGUUUCUUGGGCCAGAAGAGAAAAGUGAUUUGGAAAGGGCUGCAGCUGAGCCCAGUGAACAGAAGUUCAAAGAAAUACUUGCUCAAAUAAAAAUACUUGUUGAAACUAAACUAGCACACUUCGAUGGAAGUUCUGACACUAUUGAAAAGCAUGAAUGUAAAGCCACAUCAGAAAAAUUUGUCUCUCCUGGAGCAACACAAAGAAUUUCAAAAAUUACCAUUGGUUCUACAAAGAGUGAAACACAAAAGAUUGUCAAAGAGGAGACUAAGACAACACACAAAAGCCGAAAGCAAAAAAACAACAACAGUAAAACUCUAGACAUCAGAGCUCCAUCUCCAUCGUUACGAAUGCGCUCUGCCUCACCCACGUUCAUCACCAUCGAGUCCACGAGGAGAACCGACUCCCCCCAGAGAGUGCCGCCUCCGCCAACGGUGCCGACACCUCCGCCACGCACAUCCGAAAGCUCUCGCAUCAGCAGAGCCUCUCCAUCACCCUCUUCGAGCAGGGCGGAUAGUCUGACGCGACUACGAAAUGCAACAGCUACACUCUCCCGCGGAGCCUCGCCUGAUCCAUUGCCUCGCAUGAUGCCGCUCACUGGAAAGAAGUCUGAAAUCAUAGAAUCUCCUGCCACGUUCCAUCGACAGAUAAAACUAGAUUCUAAACCUACUGAAGAGAAAAAGUCCAAAGAAAAGACAUUCGGAUCUUCUGAAAUGGCAACGGUGACAUCGUUGGUUUCUGAGGGGGCUCAAAAAGUUAUAGGGAAUAAAACUAUCAUACAUGGAGAUGCUUUUGAUGUUCCAGAGUGUUUAGGCCUCAACAAGGAAGACACCAAGUCAGAGAGUCAAGUGAAAGAGAAAGAAAAUCUCUCCAAGGUGGAGCUUUUUGAGCUGGGCAGCAAAAUUUCGACUUUGGCAGAGAAAGGUGUUAUUAAAAAAGACCAAACUGACAAAACAGAGAAGACUGUUAGUGACCUGGAGCAUGAUGCGGAGAAGAAAGCAAGUCAACAAGAGGAUAUUCCCGCUUUCAACUUUAAGGAUAUUAAAAAUGUUUUUGAAAUGGGUGAGCAAAGUUCCCACAUCAAAGAGCUACCAAACAAACAGGAGGAACAGGAGUCAAGAGUGAUUGAUAUUGCGUCUGACGGUUCAAAGGCUGAGAUUCCUCCAGAGAGGGAACAAUGCACCCUGCAGAGCUCCCUGCCGCCUGUGUGCAAAGAAGUGAAAGUAGACACAUCUGUCGAUCCAACAGGCUUUUCGGAGACAAAAACAGUCACUGAACAAUAUUCUUCUGUUGAUGGGUACAGCAUAAAAAUGAUCGGAUCAAGAAGCUCUACAACAGUUUCCAAACACACUCAAAAUGUUACAACGCAACGGGUGCCUUUCUCCUACGCUGAUGCUGUGAAGAAAAAAACAAUAGAGGUGAAGGUUUCGCCCGAGGCCUCUGCUGAGGAACUGAUGAAGAAUUUCCACAAGACGUGGACAGAAAGUGGGAGUGCAUUCAAAAGCUUGAGUGUCACAGAUUCGAGUACCAAAGUCCGAGAUGUGUGCAGUGUGCAGGAAGAGGGUGUACCCGAUGGAAGGCCUGAUAGCCGACAAAAAGAAGUUCCAUAAAACCUGUUUUUUCUGUGAACACUGCAAAAGCAAAUUGAGCCUUGGCAACUUUGUCUCUCUCCAUGGACAUUUAUACUGCCAACCACAUUAUAAACAACUCCUCAAGUCUAAAGGAAAUUUCGAGGAUGGGUUCGGACAAGGAUUGCAAAAAGACCACGAAGGGUCGGACUGGAGACAUUCACUUUCUCAAAGCAGCAUCUACUCACUCACAGAUAUGUUUGAAAAAGAAGUCAAUAAACUGUAUGAAAAACCAGAUCAAAACCCUAACAAGAUUUCCUUGGUGUGGCCCCCACAAACAACCUCUCCGAAAAACACUUUCUCUUUGGAUCAGGAUGUGAAAUUAGUGAAACCAGUUUGGCCUCCCAAAAGCGAAAGUUCUCCGAAAAAGUCUUCGAAAUACCAGCGACAGAAAGCAUCCCAGAGGAUCACACUUUAGGAGGAUGACAACAAGGCCUUGAGGGCUAGAUAGAGAGGGAGAGUGAAGGAGACAUUUAAUUUAUCUGCAACACACAAAGUUUGUCAGAACAGAAUGAAAAAUUGUGCAAACUUCCAAAACACGAAAGCACAUCACAAUGAUGAAGAGCUUUGAAUGCAGGGUGAAAAUAGACCUUUGGAGGUGUGGAGAAACGUGUAUAGAGAGACAAUGGAGGUGAAAAGGUAACAGGAAGUUGAUAAGGAUUACUAGAAAUGAUAAAUAUGUUGUAGAUAUUUAUUUCAAUAUAUAAAAAGACAGUAGACAGGAGUUAAGAAGGUUUCAAUGUUAUGUAGAAGGAAGGAACUAAAAGAAAGUGCAAAAAAAAAAUGAAGAAAAUGUUUAAUUUUUCAAUAUGGAAUUAGUUAAAAUAAUCUGUGCUCUUCAUUUUUAAGGGAAUCUUAUGAAAACUAUCAAGAAUAUGCCCAGGUCACAUUUUAUCCCAAAAUCAAAGGAAACAUACAAUCAAUUAUAUUUUGUUGAACAAAAAUGAAAGCCACUUUUUAGGACCAUUAAGAGUUUUUGCAUUAUGAUUUUAGUUUUUAAGAUAAUUAAGCAGAUUUAUAAUUCUCAUUACAUGUAGAAACGAUAAAACAGUGAUGUAAUAUAUUAUUUUAAUUGUAAACUAUUUAUAAAUCAUGGUUGUAUUUUUGUACUGCCUUUAACUUUUGAUGAUUCAACCCUUGUGCGGUGUUCCUCAUUGGCUACCACUCCCUGAGUUCCCGGGUGAAAAUGACAGACCCAUUUAAAUGGUUUAUGAAUCUCACAUAAUCCAAAUAUUAUCACAAAAUAUUGCGUUAUAUCUUUUUUCAACUUGAUUCAAGUAACUAGCACAGGUUCUGUACCUCUUUUUGGAAUUUAUUGACAAUAGGCCUAAAUGACCUCAGCUAAUUCAACUACAUUUUGUGUUAAAAAGUUUUUUUAUGGAUAUUUUUGCUAUUAAAUGCUAUACAUUAAAUUUUAUUAAAUGCCAUACAUUAACUCUUUUAUUUAGUAAAAUAUGGCAGAAAGUCCCACUUGUGGUAUUCCAGUCAAAAAUGACUGGCCCAUUAAAUUGUAUAUACAUCCCUCAUUAUGAAUAUAUAUUUCACUAGCUUUUUAACUUUUUGGUUUUGCGCUUCUUUUUGAAACUCAUAUACACUAGGCUUUAUUGACAUAACCUUAAUUGAUUAUUUUUACUAAAUAAUAAAAAAACAUUCAAAAUUGCCCUUGCUAUUUAUCACAGAAUUAUUAUUUUAAUGUUUAACAAAGAAGUUUGCUUUAACACAAUUUUAAUUUCUCAAAAAUGGCACAUACCUGUACACCUGUAGUAUGGUGAGUGUGAGUGUGAGUGUGAGUGCGAGUGCGUGUGUGUGUGUGUGUGUGUGUGUGUGUGUGAGAGAGAGAGUGUCUGUGUUUGUGAGUGUGUGUGUGUGUGAGAGAGUGUCUGUUUGUGUGUGUGUGUUGGGGUCCAAACAUUUUGUGUGCUUUCAGACACGAUUCAAGCCAAUGAAGUUUAUUCCAAUUUGGUUAAAAAAAAUCAUAAAAAUAAAAGUAAUGCGGGUAAAAAUGAAUGGAACACAACAUAAGGGUAAGUGUUUUUUAUUGUAAUACGGUAGAAUUACAAAAACAAAAAGUGACAUCUUGACUACAUGGCUACUAUUAUGGUUAAUGAGAAUUUUGAGUGAAUAUAUGCUUAAUUGUUUUGAAAAUAAUGUAAAAAAAUUUAAUUCUUAAUGAUAUUUACAGUAUACAUAUUCUUAAUAUAUGUAUAUAUACAGUAUAUAUAUAUAUAUAUAAUAUAGAUUAUUAUUGUAAUAUUUUUUAAUUAACUGAUAUAAAAUUAUCAGGUGCCAUAUAUGUAGGUCAGUUUCAGUAAAUACUGCAAACUUUAUUCACAUUACAGAUCCAGAAAUUUGCCCAAACAUUCAGUUCUGUAGGACAAUUUGCAAUAGUCCAUGGAGGGAAGACAAAUUUAAUAUUAAAUUGAACUUUUUUUUUUAUUCACACCCCUAUAUUUUUGUAUUCUUUAUGAGUUUAUACUAUAUCCUGCAGAUUCUUUCCACAUUUCAAAAAUGUUUUGUGUACGGGUACAAGCACCUGGAGUGCCGUGCAGAAUGAAUAUGAACAAAACUCAUGUGUAAAUCUUUUGACUUGUUUAUAAUGGAAGUUUAUUUCUUUCUAUAAACAGAACUUUGUGAGGAUCAUUAUAUUUUUAGAGUUGUCUUGUGUGAUUUAUGAUGGACAGUCCCUGAUCGUUAAAUUUGAGUCAGGCUGGUUCACAAAGAGGUCUUGCUAAUUUAUU